Molecule: messenger RNA, 569 nt
Organism: Drosophila ficusphila
Lineage: Eukaryota; Metazoa; Arthropoda; Insecta; Diptera; Drosophilidae
Product: general odorant-binding protein 57b-like
Exons: 2
Coding region: 42-467 (141 amino acids)
Molecular function (GO): odorant binding
Source: RefSeq, a predicted model, not a curated record
ACUGGGAAUUUCACAAGCUUUUGUUCAGUUUGAUUUCUACAAUGUUCAUCUACAGACAUACAUUUGUGGCGUCUCUGAUACUGGUUUUCAUCAGCUUAGCAAAGGCGCGUCAUCCCUUUGACAUAUUCCACUGGAAUUCGAAAGACUUUCAGGAGUGCCUUCAAAUCAAUAACAUUACAAUUGGGGAGUACGAGAAGUAUGCGCGGUUUGAGACUCUGGAUUAUUUGCUCAACGAGAAUGUGGAACUGAAUUACAAGUGCAAUAUCAAAUGCCAGCUGGAAAGAGAUUCGGAAAAAUGGUUGAGUGAUCAGGGUAAAAUGGAUCUGAAGCUGAUGAGAACCACCAAUGAGGCAGCUGAAUCGAUUACCAAGUGCAUGAAUCUGGCUUCCGAAGAGCCCUGUGCCUACGCCUUCAGACUAGUUAUUUGCGCCUUUAAGGCAGGACAUCCGGAAAUUAUGGAAUAUUAGGUUAUACUUUUAAAUAAAAAUAAUUAAACCUUUAAUAAAAACACCCUCGCAAACGGUCUUGUUAUUAUAUUCAAGUGUUUGCUUGUUUUUUCCGAUUAAAAA